Hirundo rustica (Barn swallow) is the source of this 1162-nucleotide messenger RNA. RefSeq names its product dysbindin domain containing 2 (gene DBNDD2). NCBI's taxonomy places the organism in Eukaryota, Metazoa, Chordata, Aves, Passeriformes, Hirundinidae. The transcript is spliced from 4 exons. Bases 241 to 777 code for a protein of 178 amino acids. Gene Ontology annotation, cellular component: cytoplasm. The record is from RefSeq and is a predicted model, not a curated record. Gene Ontology annotation, biological process: negative regulation of protein kinase activity.
UGGGCACGGCGAGGCACUGACUCACCCUGCUGAGACACAGGAAGGAGGCGGCGGCCAAGUCCUCGGCUCUGCCAAGGAGCAGCCCUGAUGUGCAGGGCUGAACGUGGGAGAAAGCACUCCGGAGUGGGGUUUGCUGGGGAUAAGGGUCUCACAAGGCCAGGAGUGAGAUGGGGAAGGCCCGUCGAUACAUCAUGCUGUCCUCUCUCCCGCGGGAAUGCGUGAGCUGGGCAUUUUGAGAAGAUGAGCAAAGAAAAAGCAAGCAUGAAUGCUGACAUGGAGCAGCCCCAGCGGAACCUGGACGCAGAACAGAUGCAGCAGCAGCAGCUGAAACUACGGGACCGGCAGAAGUUCUUUGAGGAGGUUUUCCAGCAUGAUGUGGAUUUCUUCUUCCCAAUGUCUCACCUGCAGAUAGAGCACCGGAGACCCCCCUUAGGCAGCAUUUCCUCCAUGGAGGUGAACGUGGACAUGCUGGAGCAGAUGGAAGUGCUGGACCUGUCAGACCAGGACACUGUGGAUGUGUUUCUGGGCUGUGGGACAGAGGAGAGCAGCGCUGCUGGGUCUCUGCCAGGGGCAGAUGCCAGCCAGUGCCCAGAGGAGAUCACCCUGCCAGUGCCCAACGCAGCUGAGAGCAAGUCUCGCAUUUCCUCCACGUCCUCUGCCUCCACGGAUCUGAACAGCCUGGACACCAGCGAGGAGGGGGCCGAGACCCCCGUGGUGCAGUCGGAUGAGGAGGACCUGCAGGAGGACAGUCCCAAAGAGCAGGUGCUGGGAAGCUAGCAGCCAGCUCUGCCCUGCUCCCAGCCUCCUCCCUACGGACUUGCCAGCCCAGAAGAAGGAAAGCCGCUGGUGCUCAGUAAACCCCAUCCUGGACUGCCGCUCUGCCAGAGGGGAGAGAUGGUUUCACCCUCCUCUCCCUCCAUGUGUUCUCCUGGCAGCCAAAGGAGAAGGAAAGGGGUAUUGUAAGCUCCCAAAAUUAACUCUUCAGGCUUUGCUGCUAACACUCCCUGCUUCAUCCCCCCCAAACAUGCUCUGCAUCCCACAGCCCCACCAUUCCCAGAGAGCCAUCCCUUAGGAUCCCAGUUCCCCCUGCCCUACUGACAAAGGUUCUGUCCAGACAAGCACUUAACAACGGCACAGAGAGAAAUAACACUGAUCUAACCAA